Molecule: messenger RNA, 1577 nt
Organism: Anneissia japonica
Lineage: Eukaryota; Metazoa; Echinodermata; Crinoidea; Comatulida; Comatulidae
Exons: 3
Coding region: 41-526 (161 amino acids)
Source: RefSeq, a predicted model, not a curated record
ACCUGUACCUUCAAUGUAAUGUUCUAGUCAUCUACACAUCAUGUCACAAGAGCAUCAAGAAGAACAAUUAGACUCUCUUACCCAGGAGUUAUCAAAAGAUAGUACCCACCAGUGUCUGGCUAGUCUCCUUGAUCCAAGAGGCAGUUUUGCAUUCCUAUUGCAAAACUGUCUUCUUAAUUAUAAAGAUGGUUGGCAAAGUGUCUAUUUGGAUAGCUUCUUGAAAUGUAGUUUAUGCGACGCAAUCAGAAGAAUCCACAAUGAAUUGGAAGCUAAGAGAGAAGAGAUUCAUUCAAUAUCAACCCAUACAACAGAGAUAGAGGUGAAUCUACUAGCCAGGUUAGAGCAAGUAAUAGAACUCGCCGUCUGUUGUCUGAGUAAGCAAGAUAUAAACCCAUUUGUGUUAUCAGCGCUCAACCUGAUCUUGGAUCCAAAAACAAGGUGUGUUGACUUUAUCAUUUAUUAUUUUUCAAAGGUUCGCUCAAGCCAAGUGAUUAAUAUUUAUCUUAUCUAUAUUAUUAGCACCUAAAUCCAAGGUAUUUUCCAUAUCUCCUUCGAAGUGACGCUACUCACAUUCUCACCGAUUGACCAGGGUGACCUAUAAAAUACCACGGGUAUGUUCUGCUACAUUAAAAUGUGUUAGAUCUUGAUAUAGUUUUUUGAGUGGAAAUUAGAAUGCUGUCGUAAGUCUCCGAUCCAUAGCAGGUUAAAUCUAGUUGAUUCAAUUUUGAAGUUCUUUUUUAUGACGUUAAUAUUAUUAAUAUGAAGGUGAAGAAUUAUAAUUGUUAAGCAUCAUUUUUUAGUUUUCUACAAUACAGAUCCUCCUAAUUCUCUGUCCUUUCAAAUCCCAGAUUCCUUUCUUACUUCCUAUGUCAUUCAAUUCCUGGAUCUGUUGGUUUUAUGAGCUGCUUGUAAAUUAAGUUGGUAAAUUCUACAGAGGUUAAUGCCUUCCAUUUAAAAUUCAUUGUAUACCUUGUCAUCUUGUUUCAUAGAUCGUCAUCAUUAAAUAUUCUUGAACAAAUAAAUGCGCGUACCAAUAAACUGACUUCAACUGCUGUCGUCAAGCUCUGAUUUGCUACAGUUAAUUAAUUCAAUCGGAGCAGUUUAAAGAUUUUGUGCUUUGCUUAUUUGUGCAAAUUUAUUUUUACUUUAGUAUUUUGCAGCCUGUCAUGUAGACCUAUUAUCUCAAUCAUCAGAUCGUAAGAAAGGUCGUUUUUUUAUGUUUGUUAAUCUGUUGUUUUGCAAUACCUGAGUACUGAAUGUACCAUACUACACUUUUUUUUUUAUAAAAACACUGAGGCUGAAAUUGCUUAAAAAUGAAGAACAAAAUAAGAACAAAUUGAGGCUGAGGUAAAAUGUCAAAUGAGGUUUUUAUUUAGAAAAACCAAAAAAUUAUAUCUGUACCUUAUGUGCAGUAGGUGUGACUAUGUAAUAUCCUCUAUAAUUCAGUACAGUAGAUGUACCUACCUGUCAUUUAGAGCCAUUUUUACCAGGGCCUUUUUUCUGGGGCCAGUUUUCUGGGGCUUUUUUCAGGGGCCAUUUUGUCCGGGGCACUUUUACCUCAUUCAUUCAUUCAUUCU